Molecule: messenger RNA, 1362 nt
Organism: Physcomitrium patens
Lineage: Eukaryota; Viridiplantae; Streptophyta; Bryopsida; Funariales; Funariaceae
Biological process (GO): endoplasmic reticulum to Golgi vesicle-mediated transport
Source: RefSeq, a predicted model, not a curated record
UCGUGGAGUGACGGGCUCGAUUUGCAAAACUUUUUCGAUCGUGGGUUUUGUUCUAAGAAACCUCUGUCUGUGGUGCUUUUGGAUUUGUUGCAGAAUUUCCUCGUAUUGCAAUUCCAAACUCUUGUAUUGUAGAUCUGUAGUGGGAGUAUCCCGUUAGCAGUAUUAUUGUUUGAGUCUCCCGGAAGUGGAGCUCGGAAACUGGCACGCGGUUUGUUAGGUUAAGAUUUUAGAGCAUAUGAUUUGGAAGAGGAAACCAAUCAGCAAAUGAGUUGGAUCACUGGCAGCCCUAAAUUUUUAUAAGCUUGCGGACUGAAUUUUUUUUUCUUCCUUUUCGUCUUGUGUUUUUUCCCAAGUCGAAGUGCUUCAGAAGUUCGAUUUGUAGUUUCUCACAAGUGCACCAGAUUCUGGGUUCCAUUUGGCGUUACAGAGGAUGUUCUAGCUCUUGACUAGCUGGCGUGAGGAGGUUAUUGGGAGUUAAGGAUCGAGUGAAGGGAGUUGUGGAUUGGUUGGCGGUGAUUUUAAAUACGAAAAAUGUCGAGCACUGCCUGCUUCGUUAUCGUGUCGCGCAACGAUAGUCCUAUUUACGAGAGUGAAGUUGGCACUGCCCCGAAGAAAGACGAGGCGGCACACUUGCAUCAAUUUAUACUACACGCUUCUUUGGACAUUGUCCAAGAUGUUGUUUGGAACACGAAUAACAUGUUUUUGAAGGUAGUAGAUAAAUUUAACGACUUGCUAGUCUCCGUGUAUGUGACUGCGGGCCAUACUCGGCUCAUGCUACUGCACGACUCUCGUAAUGAGGAUGGUAUCAAGAACUUCUUUCAAGAAGUCCAUGAACUCUACAUCAAGAUGCUGUUGAACCCUUUGUAUGUGCCUGGGUCACGCAUUUCCUCUCCAUUUUUCGAUACACGGGUCCGAGCACUUGCUAGGAAGUACCUUUGAGGGCUGCACAGCAAAUAAUGAUAUGUUUACAAGACAUCUACAAUGAAGACAUCUAGUUGGUAUACCGCCCUGGAAGAGAGUUGCGCAACUAUCUUGGAGAUAGCUGCGUCACUCGUUCUUGCAGAAGCCGCUGUAUACUCGGACAGUUUAGGUGUUUAUAUCCAUGUUGAUUAGAUGCUAGACACUCUCACGUAAGACUUGGUUUAGUGCAAUUGGCUCGAAUGUCACUAAAGCGCACUAAUUCUUUUUGGGUAUGAAGGUCAGAACUUUUAUUCUCUAGUUGAUUUCAUAAUUUCCACUGCAUUGUGGAACCCAUAUUCCCACACACCUGUAACUUGGUCUUGGAGGUUCCUGUCCUUUUACGUUGCAGCUUGUAUUUAAUGUAAGUUAUGGCCCCGCACAAUUAUUGUGCAUUUUACUGUC